Molecule: messenger RNA, 3160 nt
Organism: Thalassophryne amazonica
Lineage: Eukaryota; Metazoa; Chordata; Actinopteri; Batrachoidiformes; Batrachoididae
Gene: slc45a1
Product: solute carrier family 45 member 1
Exons: 9
Coding region: 178-2610 (810 amino acids)
Biological process (GO): transmembrane transport
Cellular component (GO): membrane
Molecular function (GO): sucrose:proton symporter activity
Source: RefSeq, a predicted model, not a curated record
GGAGAAGGGACGGAGGAGAGAGCGGGGGGGAUGACUGCAUCAAAAGGAAAACAAAACAAAAGCAAUGACGAAUCCUGUCAUGAGUCCUCCGUUUUUACGAAUCAUAAAGGUUGACGUGCACAGUAUUCCGCAAUAAAUGACGACCAGCCCAGAUAAGAGGAAGCUGGAUUCAGAGUGAUGUCAUUUCCGGGAAUGGGCACCCCCAGUGACCCCCUCUUGGCCAGUCCUGGAGGGAGGUUAUCCACAACUCAGGAUGGUUUCUGGAGGAGCUCGCUCCCCAAAACUGCCAGCUUCCCAACAUCAACCACACGGCACCUCAGCCACCGUGCCAACAACUUCCAAAGACAGCCAAAGCGGCGGAAGCUGAUAAGACCCUCUCCACCGCCGCCGCCCAAUACGCCCUGUCCGCUGGACCAACUGGACCUGAGCGAGCUUCCUCCGAGGCGGACCUUCCCAGAGCUGCUCUUCAAUGGCUGCAUCCUGUUUGGGAUUGAAUUUAGUUACGCCAUGGAAACAGCCUACGUAACUCCUGUGCUUCUGCAGAUGGGGCUACCUGAUCAGUUCUACAGUUUGGUGUGGUUUAUUAGCCCCAUACUGGGAUUCCUCGUUCAGCCUCUCAUAGGAGCGUGGAGUGACCGUUGUACAUCCCGGUUUGGGCGACGCAGACCCUUCAUCUUUGCCUUGGCUAUUGGUGCUUUGAUUGGUCUGACACUGGUGCUGAAUGGGCGGGACAUCGGUGGCGUGCUGGCUGACACAGCGUCAAAUCACAAGUGGGGAAUUGUCCUGACUGUAUGCGGUGUUGUUCUGAUGGACUUCAGCGCGGACUCCGCCGACAACCCGAGCCACGCGUACAUGAUGGAUGUGUGCAGCCCAGAGGAUCAGGAUCGGGGGCUGAACAUUCACGCACUGCUAGCAGGUUUAGGAGGUGGGUUUGGCUACAUUGUGGGUGGCAUAAACUGGGACCAAACACAGUUUGGAAGAUCAAUGGGAGGUCAACUGCGAGUCAUAUACUUGUUUACCAGUAUCACUUUGGUGGGCGCCACAGUAAUGACCUUAAUGAGUAUUCCAGAGCGGCCCCUAAUGAAGAGCCAGUCAAGCAAAAAUUCCAGCAAAAGUCACCUGAAAAGCCCCAGCCUCCCUCUCCCGCCGUCUCCACCCAUGCCUCCGGGAUCAUUUUUGGGAUUGGAUGAAGAAGAUGAAGAAGAAGGUCUUUACAGCUACAAAUUCUCACAUUCUCAUCCCUGUAAUCCUGACCCUCUGGCUCAUUCUUGCAGCGCUAAUGCACGCCUCUGUGCUGCCCUCACUAGUCCCAUAUCACCCCUCAGCCCCCUCACGCCAAAGUACGGCAGCUUUGUAAGUCGAGACAGCUCACUCACGGGCAUCAACGAAUUUGUGUCCUCCUUAGGAACGUCUUACAUAGACAGUGUGCUCAUAGACUGCUACACAGGCCAGCAGACACCACAGACACUCGAACCCAAGUCCACCGCCGCACCCCUACCUCCGGGGGAUUCCCCUCUUCUUGUUGAGCCCACACAGGGAUCAGGAGCCCAUCCUGUGGGACAGGUCAAUGUUGACUUGAUCCCUCAGCCCGCUGAGGAAGCUCAAGAUGGAGAAAGCACACAGGCUGGAGGAGACACUCAGUGUCAUGGAGCAUCUCAGCCUGCAGCAGCGUCGCAUCGGGGCUCUUCUGCUGGCAUCUUGAAGAGGCCCCAGAGUCUUGCACUAAUGGGGGAGCCUCUGUCGACCCAGAUUGUUGGUCUGGAGAACGGUCGCAGAAGAACGGUGACCUUCAGCCAGCAGGUUGCCAACAUUUUGUUGAAUGGAGUGCGCUAUGAGAGCGAGCUGAGUGAGAAUGCGGAGACGGGAGAAUCCCAAAUGUCAAUGAAGCUGCUGUGUGUGGCCAUCUACAGGAUGCCUCCGUCUCUGCGGAGUUUAUGCACUAAUCAUUUUUUGGGGUGGCUGUCCUUUGAAGGCAUGCUUCUUUUCUACACUGAUUUCAUGGGGGAAGUGGUGUUUGAGGGUGACCCCAAAGCACCCCACAACUCUGAAGCUUACCAACGCUACAACGCAGGAGUCAGCAUGGGCUGCUGGGGAAUGUGCAUCUAUGCAUUCAGUGCUGCUUUCUACUCAGCCAUAUUAGAGAAACUGGAGGAGCGUUUCUCACUCCGCACUCUCUAUUUCUUUGCCUACCUGGCAUUCGGUUUGGGUACUGGCCUGGCCACACUGUCCACCAAUCUCUACGUGGUCCUGUCACUGUGUGUCACCUACGGGGUGCUCUUCUCCUCUUUAUGCACGCUGCCUUACUCUCUGCUGUGUGAAUACUACCAGAGCCCGCAGUUUUGUGGCUCGUCAGAGGAGGGGACCAGACGAGGGAUGGGGGUGGACAUCUCUCUGCUGAGCUGUCAGUAUUUCCUCGCUCAGAUCCUGGUCUCUGUGGCCAUGGGACCUUUGACCUCACUGGUCGGCGGGGCCCAGGGAGUGAUGUACUUUGCGAGCCUGAUGUCGUUCGUAGGCUGCCUGUACUCUUCUCUCUGUGUGGUGUACCAGCUGCCCCCCGCCGAGGGUGAGCCCACCGAAAGCGAGACCCAGCCACUGUUGGUGCACAUUUAGAAAGCCUCUUAAUUUGAUGCCACCUCACACACUCAACGGCACACGCGCUGUCGUUUAGCGUCUGAGCGUGCUGACCUUCACUGCGCCGAUAGGACAGACACGACAUCCUGCCGCACACUGUACCGCGCUGCUGCGUACAUGAUUUCAUGCUAAUCAGCAGCGCCCUCCUCAGAGCCAGACAGACAGACAGACAUUGGCCACCGCUGUAAUUUGUGUACAUGACCAGUGUCUUCUUCAUACAGUGUGUGUGCGCCCAUACACCCCGCCACCACCACCCCCCACCUGAAUCUUUAUUUUGCAAACGAAUGUGUGGAGCAGAUGAAACUGAAUGGCUGCACGAAUGGUUUGUUGUGGGGAUUUUUUUUUCCUUAUUCAUCAGUCAUCAUCUUACCUUGUUCCAUUAGUGCUUAGAAUCGUUUAUCGCUACACACAGGCUAACCUUGUCUGCAUGAAAUGCAAUGUAUUCUGUCAAAACCGUGUGUUGGUGUUUACUUUGUGGGAAUGUCUACCUGCCAGUUUCUCUGAGUUGGCACAUUACCUCCUGCUGCAC